Molecule: messenger RNA, 1308 nt
Organism: Zygosaccharomyces rouxii
Lineage: Eukaryota; Fungi; Ascomycota; Saccharomycetes; Saccharomycetales; Saccharomycetaceae
Product: tRNA threonylcarbamoyladenosine dehydratase
Exons: 1
Coding region: 1-1308 (435 amino acids)
Biological process (GO): cyclic threonylcarbamoyladenosine biosynthetic process
Cellular component (GO): mitochondrial outer membrane
Molecular function (GO): tRNA threonylcarbamoyladenosine dehydratase activity; ubiquitin-like modifier activating enzyme activity
Source: RefSeq, a predicted model, not a curated record
AUGGCACAAGAUACGUGGAGGAUUGUAGCUGCUACUGUAGCGUUCACUGUAACCGCCACAAAGUGUGCGGAAUAUUUAUGGAACUGCCGCCAAGCUAGACUGCCGCAAUCCAAGCCACAUAAGAAUCUUCAAGCUGAACAGUACGAUGAUGACCUUUUUCGCGAACAACUAGCUCGUAACUAUGCAUUUUUGGGGGAAGAAGGUAUGCAAAAGCUCAAGGAGCAGUACGUUGUGGUUGUUGGUGCUGGUGGUGUUGGAUCGUGGGUUGUUACUAUGCUCGUUCGUUCAGGAUGUUGUCGUAUCCGUGUGAUCGAUUUUGAUCAAAUUUCAUUGAGUUCUUUGAAUAGGCAUAGUUGUGCUGUUUUGAAAGAUGUGGGCACUCCAAAAGUUGAAUGUCUAAAAAUGCAUAUGCAAGAAAUUGCACCCUGGUGUAAAGUGGAAGCCAUUAAUCAAUUAUGGACCAAAGAUAGUGCCGAAGAGUUAUUACUAAGUGGUGGAGAACCCUCGAUUGUUGUUGAUUGUAUCGAUAACAUCGAUACGAAAGUUGAUCUACUGGAAUUCACCUACAAGAGAAAUUUACCUGUGAUUUCCUCCAUGGGUGCUUCCACUAAGAGUGAUCCUACGAGAAUUAAUAUUGCUGACAUUACGGCAACGGAAGAGGAUCCACUUGCAAGAACAGUAAGACGUUUACUAAAGAAAAGAGGUAUCAAUACUGGUAUCCCAGUUGUAUUUAGUGCCGAGAAGCCAGAUCCACGUAAAGCUAAAUUGUUACCCCUACCUGAUGAAGAGUAUGAGAAGGGUUCUGUGGGAGAAUUAAGUGCAUUAAAGGAUUUCCGCGUUAGAAUUUUGCCUGUGUUGGGGACCAUGCCAGGUAUAUUUGGAUUAGCAAUCGCUACUUGGAUUCUAACUAAAGCUUCUGGUUACCCCAUGAGUCCGAUUGAAGGCAAGAAUAGAAUCAAAGUUUAUGACGGUAUUUAUCAAUCGUUAGCGGGCCAAAUGAGUCGUAUUGGCAUGCCAGAUCAAAGAGUACCAGUUUCUGUCUUCGAAAUUGGUUAUAUCCUCGAGGAAGUGUUUAGAGGUAAAUCUCCGGUGAGUGGAUACUCAACUAGAUUGACACUUUCUAAGUGGGAUCCUUCUAAACCUGUAUCCUUACAAAAUGUAGUCAUUUUGACCAAAGAAGAACAGAAUGUACACGAAAGACGUGUGCUUAACGGUGGUGAAAAAAUAGAAGAUGUUUAUCCACCAGAAGUAUUGGAAUUGAUCAAUAAAAGAUUCCAAGAGGAGAAAUAUUACUCUCAGUACAGAUAG